GCUUGAUUCUCUUGCAAAUCUCUUUUCUUAGCCUUGUUAUCUCAUUUAUUAAUUAUCUCUAACUGAAGGUCUAUUUGUUUAGUUUGCAGAGUGAUUAGAUUUAUAGUCAAGGUUCAUAGUUCCCAUGGCUCGAGCUUCUCUGGGUGUAGUACUUAACCAAGGACCAUGGACUGCUGAGGAAGAUUUGCUGUUGAAAAGUUAUAUUGAGGCUAAUGGCAUACAACAUUGGAGCACUCUUCCCUACAAAGCUGGCUUGAUGCGUUGUGGAAAGAGCUGCAGAUUGCGUUGGAUGAAUCAUCUGCACCCAAAUGUUAAGCACGGCCAUAUUUCCCCAGAUGGAGAGGAUCUCAUCAUAAGGUUUCAUAAUCUACUUGGAAAUCGAUGGUCUUUCAUUGCAGGGCGAGUGCCAGGCAGGACAGCUGAUGAAGUAAAGAAGUAUUGGAAUACACAUUUGAGCAAAAAGGUUACCAGUAAAUCCUUUUCAUUGGGUAAGGCUGUGACACAGAUUGUUGAGGGGCUGCCAUUAAACUGUGGCGAUCAUCAGCAAGAUUCGACAGCUUUACCUGUGAAAUAUAAGCAAGGUCACCCAUAUUCACAAUUAAGAGAUACCAAUAUGAAAUACGGUGGGACUGAACUACAAGAUUCAACUAUUUUAGAGGAUCGCUAUAAAUCUGACACAGCUGAAGAUCAAUUCUUUAGCAGUGCAGGAAGUUUAGCACCCUGGGUUAUUGAGAUCAAUAUGGAAGAAGACAUUUUUCUACCGAUAACUCAGUUUGAGCGAAGUAUUGUCACCACAGAUUUAUUUCAUCUUGGACUUGCUCUGACAAUCUCUAUUGGGAGAAUGAUCUCGUCUGAUACACGUUUGCUUUCUUCAAGUUAUUACAGACCUGAGAAGUAGCUUGCGGAGUACAAUACUGUUGGUUAUUUAUUAGAGUCAAUAUUCGACAUGAGCAGGAUUUGUAUGAGCACAGUUCAACAAGUAAGUUUAUAAUAAGUUCAUGGUUGUCAUUGUAUGAUAACUGCUCAGUACGUCUAAAUGAGUUGGAAGGCAAUAAUUUCCACUGAUGAUUUAAGCUGAUUUAAAUCAUAUUCAAUGAUAUAGUAUUCGGCUCUUCCGUAUAAAGGGAGUAAGCGCAGCAAGGUAAAUCAUUUCUCUUUGAAAGUUGAGAAUCUAGGCGAGGUCAAGCCAGUAGUUCAAAGAGGUCCACUUCUUGUAAUAGUGUUUUCUACACAUUUGCCCCCAAAAGAGUUGAACAAUGCAACUAAUGUAAUCAAAAUUUAAAGCAAAUUCCGUCAGUCCAUAGGGGGCCAAUCAUAUUUACUUUGACCAAUACA
Cryptomeria japonica (Japanese cedar) is the source of this 1335-nucleotide messenger RNA. Its product is annotated as transcription factor MYB23. NCBI's taxonomy places the organism in Eukaryota, Viridiplantae, Streptophyta, Pinopsida, Cupressales, Cupressaceae. The coding region runs from base 125 to 898 and encodes 257 amino acids. The record is from RefSeq and is a predicted model, not a curated record. The transcript has 5 exons.